AAGCGCGCCAUUUUUGCUACCUAGGGUUUGCCCUUCCCCCCUUCUCCGCCCCUCGCCUCACCACCUGCACCCCAGAGAUCCAUGGCGGGGGAGACCAAGGAGCAACAGGACGCCGCCCAGGGGUAUGUCGCCGCCAAGCCUAAGCCUAAGCCUGCCGUUGCUGCGGAUGCGCCGGCGGCGCCCAUGACGGAGGCGGAGGUGGAGGAGCUCCCCAAGACCAUCGUGCGGCGGCUGGUCAAGGACAAGCUCGCGCAGAUCGCCGGCGCCGGCGCCGACGGCGAAGGAGGGGCGGAGGUCAUCGUCAACAAGGACGCCAUGGCCGCCUUCUCCGAGAGCGCCCGCAUCUUCAUCCACUACCUCUCCGCCACUGCCAACGAUAUGUGCAAGGACGCAAAGAGGCAGACAAUCAAUGCUGAGGAUGUCUUCAAGGCGCUCGAUGAGAUCGACUUCCCAGAGUUCGUAGAGCCCCUCAGGACUUCCUUGGAAGAGUUCAGAACCAAAAACGCUGCCCGGAAGCCAGCAACGGCCAAAAAGCAAACUGAGAAGAAAAGGAAAUUGGAUAAUGAGCCAGCUCCUCAAGAUGAGCAAAACGGUGCAGCUGAUGAAGCCAACCCCAACGCCGAUGAGGAUUAGUAUUCGACCUUGGUGAUAGGCUGGAUCUGAAUUACUACAUUAGUGUGUCUGCUUUCUUACCAGUAUGCCCCUUGUGCUAUGUAUGGCCACGUCCCUACGUGCAAAACUGUUGUCUACUAGAGAUCGUGAUGUAUAACUCAUGUUUCUGUUCCAAACAUUGUUGGUUAUGCUAGCUCAAAUGGUGAACCUUGUUCUUGUGCUAUUUAAAUUACCACCUCAUGGGAAGCACCUUUUUGGGGUUCAUGGUAGCACAUGAAUAAUUUGAUUGGAGUAGUGUUCUAUGCAAA
Molecule: messenger RNA, 920 nt
Organism: Lolium perenne
Lineage: Eukaryota; Viridiplantae; Streptophyta; Magnoliopsida; Poales; Poaceae
Product: DNA polymerase II subunit B4
Biological process (GO): DNA damage response; leading strand elongation; heterochromatin formation
Cellular component (GO): epsilon DNA polymerase complex; CHRAC
Molecular function (GO): protein heterodimerization activity; chromatin DNA binding
Source: RefSeq, a predicted model, not a curated record